AUGAAAGAAUUGAACCGAAUACGACGGUCGAGUUUCGGCGGUUCCGCGAGCAGUUUGGCCCGUCGCAGCUCCAUUUCUCAAAAGGAUAUUAUCGCGUUGCAGGAGACGUUACAGGUUACUUUUGAAAUUUCUGUAUAAUUUCGAGCUUACGCAACUGAAUAAAGCGCGACGUUUUGGAGCGAAAUUCAAAUUUUUAAAGAGCGAAAUUUGCGCUGUAAUUGUAAGCUCUGGAGACUGUGCAUUGUCGAAAACUAUUGUAAAUGUUGCAGAAACAACAAAAAGUGUCGGCACAAGUGGUGCUUGUCCUUUUCCUGGUCGUCCCACCGGCCACCUUCCUCAUUUUCUACUCGAUUUCGAUGCAUUCCGGCCUAUUCGUGCCCGUAAGUGAUACGAUAUCGCCAAGUGCGCCAGCAUGUUCGUUGUUGCUGACGCGUUUCUUGCAGACAAUCACCGCCCUCUUCUUCCGGUUUCCGUUCGUUUUGCAGUGCGUUCCGCCCGUCUGGGACACUGCCGCGUGGAAGUUUUCGAUUGUGCACUGUGCGAUUCAACUCAUCUUCUAUUGGGUUCUACCACACGAUCAGGCACUUUUUAUGAGCUCCGCAGGUUAGAAUAUGGAUAAAGCAUAGAUAAACGUUUCAUUUUUUAGGCGAUCAAAUGCGAGAAAUAAAUAGUUUUUUCUCGUGCGUCCUCACGUGUCUUUUGUACGUUUUGGGCGCGAGUGCGGGCAUUUAUCGCGGCGAUUUCGUCUACAUUCACUUCAAUUCCAUCGUUUUGAUUUUUUCGAUUUUCGCCGUUCUCGUCACCGCCUAUCUGGUGUUGUCCUAUCAUUUUGGCACCGGAAAUAAUGGUAAGCACUUUCCCCAACUUUGACACCCUGUAAUUCGGUAAAUAUUGAGAAUUUUUCAAAAGUUAAAAAACGAUUGGAUACAUAAUUCCAAGCUCUACAACUUUGUAAUUUAUCAUUUUUCAUAAUAUCGACUACCCGCUCCGCUAUUAUCGUUUUCCUUAAGUGCGCCACGUUCAAUGAGUGUGCUCUUUGGGAAAACGAUAAUAGCGGAGCCAGCAGGCAAUAUUACGAAAAACAAUGUGUUACAAAGUUGUAGAGCUUGAAAUUUUCUAUCCAAAUAUGUUUUUAACCUUCAAAACAUCUUCAAAAUUGAGCGAAUUACGGGGUUUCAAACAAUGCUUUGUUUUCAGUGACCACAAUAAGCGAGCUGUGGUUCGGAAUCGAAGCGCAUCCGAAAGUGUUGGAUAUCGAUUUGAAAAGUUUCAUUCGAACACGUUUCACUUUUGUCAUCUGGCCACUUUACAUCAUUUCCGCGCUUUAUUUUCAUAAAAUCACCUACGGACACGUUUCCAGUCAGUUUUUUUUCUGAAGUUCCAUGAAAAGGGGCGAAGUUAGGCCCAAAAAACCGUGUUUUCCCGUCUUUUGAUCCAAAAUCGCUUGCAGACAGUUUAUUCUGCGCCUCCGUUGUCCAACUCCUCUACAUUUCGCAAUUCCACUGGAACGAGGAUCUCUACUUAAACUCGCUCGAUUCGAAACGAUGCGACUGUGGUUUCUACCGUCUCUGGGCGGAUUUCGUGCUGGGACCCGUCAUUUACACGUCCCCGAUCACGGUCCUCGCCGCUUCCAACCGAUCGGUCGGCCUCAUUUCCAACUGCAUUUUCACACUGGUCGCCGUGAUUUCCAUCAUUUUCACUGCGAAAUGCGAUCGGCAAAAAUAUGAGUUCCGGAAAUCGAAAGGCGAUCUGAAAAUGGGCGGAGUCGACGCCUUCUUCAUCAGCGCAAAAUAUCGCACGGACUCGGGCGACUCGAAUGUCAAUUUACUUCUUGGUGAGACCAAAAUUUUCUAUAGUUUCUGAAAUCAUUCAAUUUUUAGGCAGUGGACACUGGGGAGCGUGCCGACACCCCAACUACACUUCGGAAGCGCUCACAUUUUUCACAUUUAGCGCUUUUCAGGGUUUCCCCUCGAUUGCCGCACACUUUCCCGCGUUCUUUGUCAUUUGUUUCCUAACUGCUAGAGCUUUUACCGAUGAGAAUCGAUGUUUGAUCAAGUACGGGCAGUAUUGGGCUCAGUAUUGUUCUAAAGUGAAAUACCGGUUUGUACCAGGCGUGGUUUAG
This is a messenger RNA of Caenorhabditis sp. 36 PRJEB53466, 2122 nucleotides long. Lineage: Eukaryota; Metazoa; Nematoda; Chromadorea; Rhabditida; Rhabditidae. The record is from the annotation of a GenBank genome assembly.